UUGUGAACUCACGGUGGCCCUCCUCUCCAUCAAUGCCGCUGCUUCAGUCAUGUCGGUUCAAUUUCUAGCCUCUUCUUCACUUGUUAUGGACUCUCACACCCACGUUUCUCACGCACAUAUCCUUUCUUCAGCACUAUAAAUAUUUCCUCCCCACUUUCUGAUCACCAUUCAUUAUUCUUCUGCGAACAACAUCCCACUUCUUUUUUCUCUUUCUUUCUAUUCCCCCACUUUACACUUUUUUCUCUAAACAUCAUCAUACUCAGAAAGAAACAAGCAAAUAAUGGCUGAAGUUACUAUGAGUGAAGUCUCAGCUCCAUUUCGUCGGGUUCUUCUUAUUUCCGCUGGUGCAAGUCACUCCGUUGCUCUUCUCUCUGGAAACAUCGUGUGCUCAUGGGGACGAGGGGAAGAUGGGCAGUUAGGCCAUGGUGAUGCUGAGGAUCGACUUUCACCUACACAAUUGAGUGCACUUGAUGAUCUUGAAAUAGUGUCUGUUACCUGUGGAGCUGAUCAUACAACUGCCUAUUCUGAGUCACGUAUGGAAGUUUAUAGUUGGGGAUGGGGUGACUUUGGAAGACUGGGCCAUGGGAAUUCUAGUGACUUGUUCACUCCCCAACCAAUCAAAGCAUUGCAUGGUUUGAGGAUAAAGCAAAUUGCUUGUGGGGACAGCCAUUGUUUAGCGGUGACCAUGGAGGGAGAGGUUCAGAGCUGGGGGCGGAAUCAAAAUGGUCAACUUGGUCUUGGAACCACUGAAGAUGCUCUCGUACCUCAAAAAAUUCAAGCCUUUCAGGGAGUUUCUAUCAAAAUGGUUGCAGCUGGUGCUGAACAUUCUGUGGCUGUUGCAGAAAAUGGAGACCUUUAUGGAUGGGGUUGGGGCCGUUAUGGAAACCUCGGCUUGGGUGACAGAAAUGAUCGCCUAAUUCCUGGAAAAAUUCCUACUCUUAAUUUUCAGGGAGAAAGGAUGGUUAUGGUUGCUUGUGGAUGGCGACACACGAUUUCUGUUUCUUCAUCUGGUGGGUUAUACACUUACGGAUGGAGCAAAUACGGUCAACUAGGCCAUGGGGACUUUAAGGAUCACCUUGUCCCACAUAAGCUGGAAGCAUUGGGUGAUAGCUUUAUAUCUCAGAUAUCAGGUGGUUGGAGACACACAAUGGCCGUUACAUCUGAUGGAAAACUUUAUGGCUGGGGUUGGAAUAAGUUUGGACAGGUCGGAGUUGCUGACAAUGCUGAUCAUUGCUCUCCUGUGCAAGUCAAGUUUCCUGAUGACCAGAAAGUAGUUCAGAUAUCGUGUGGGUGGAGACAUACACUUGCUGUCACUGAUCAGCAGAAUGUAUAUUCUUGGGGAAGAGGCACAAAUGGGCAGCUUGGUAAUGGACAAUCUUGUGAUCGGAAUAUUCCAAUUAUUAUUGAAGCGUUGAGCUUUGAUGGAUCAAGUGGGCAACAUAUAGAAUCCUCUAAUGUUGAUCCAUCAUCAGGUAAAUCCUGGGUCUCACCAUCAGAGAGAUAUGCAGUUGUACCUGAUGAUUCUGCAGGCAGAGGUCAGGGGAGCGAUAUAAGUGUCCCUGAGGCUGAAGUUAAACGAGUACGGAUUUGAUAUCCCUACCUGAAUAAUCUAUGCCUAACGCCUUUGGAGAUGUUAAAAUGGGUUAUGAGGAUCAGGCAAAUGCCAUUGCUGGCAUGUUUUCCUCAUGACAUCUAUAUGUAAAAUUGCAUCGCCACUGGAGAAGACUUUGAACUUUUUCUUUUUUUUUUUUUUUUGGUUGGUGUAUGAGAAGUGGUAAUGUACAUCAAAAUGUGUGUUUAAAUGGUAAUGUUUGUUAAAUGCUAUGCUAUAAAAUGAAACCUCUAUUAUAAUAA
This is a messenger RNA of Mangifera indica (mango), 1854 nucleotides long. Its product is annotated as ultraviolet-B receptor UVR8. The transcript is spliced from 12 exons. Gene Ontology annotation, molecular function: ubiquitin protein ligase activity. Bases 281 to 1591 code for a protein of 436 amino acids. Gene Ontology annotation, biological process: protein ubiquitination; ubiquitin-dependent protein catabolic process. The record is from RefSeq and is a predicted model, not a curated record. Lineage: Eukaryota; Viridiplantae; Streptophyta; Magnoliopsida; Sapindales; Anacardiaceae.